This is a messenger RNA of Peromyscus eremicus (cactus mouse), 1789 nucleotides long. It is a transcript of the gene Tchp, whose product is annotated as trichoplein keratin filament binding. Gene Ontology annotation, cellular component: keratin filament. Lineage: Eukaryota; Metazoa; Chordata; Mammalia; Rodentia; Cricetidae. The record is from RefSeq and is a predicted model, not a curated record. The transcript is spliced from 13 exons. Gene Ontology annotation, biological process: apoptotic process. The coding region runs from base 157 to 1659 and encodes 500 amino acids.
CGGCAACCGACCCGGGAAACGGCUGGCGUCUCUGCCGCGGGCGGGCGCGCGGGCGGGCGCCGCGGGACUCUCGGAUCCGGUGCGCGCGCGCUCGAGCUUGGGCCGGCGGCGACCCUUCUUCGAGAACUUCGGGGGGCCGAGAAACACGAGCCCGAGAUGGCGCUCCCCACGUUGCCCUCUUACUGGUGCAGCGGGAGACCCCUGGAUCAGCAGGUCGCACGCCAGCGCCAGCGAGAGCAGGAGGCCCAGCUUCGCCUGCAGUGGGAAGAGAACAGCCGUUAUUUCAGGAUUUCCGACAUCCACAGCUCCAAACAGGCCGAAUGGAGCUCCGAGACCUCCUAUCGGCGGAGCAUGCAUGCGUACCAGCGUGAGAAGCUGAAGGAGGAGAAGAGGAUGAGUCUGGAGGUCCGGCGUGAGAGACUCAGGCAGCUUGUGCUGGAGGAGCAGGACCUGCUGGCCGCUGAGCUGGAGGGGCUGAGGCUGAGCAUGAGCCUGCGGGAGCGAAGAAUCCGGGAACAGCACCGGGAUCUGAAGUCAGCCCGAGAGGAACAAAGGAAACUGAUUGCUGAACAACUUUUAUAUGAACACUGGAAAAAAAACAACCCCAAACUUCGAGAGAUUGAGUUGGACCUCCACAAGAAGCACGUGAUAGAUUCCUGGGCAACACAGAAAGAAGAAAAAAAACAGCAAGAAGCCACGGAGCAGCAGGAGAACAAGCGGUUGGAAAAUGAGUACGAAGCGGCGCGCAGGGAGGCGAUGGACCGGCUGCGAGCAGAGGCGGAGAGGAGGCAGCAGGAGGAUAAACUGCAGGCUGCGGCACUCUGCCAGCAGAUGGAGGAGCUCAAGCAGAAGGAGAUGGAGGCCACCAAGCUGAAGAAGGAGCAGGAGAACCUGCUCAAGCAGCACUGGGAGCUGGAGAAGCUGGAGGAGGAGAGGAAGCAGAUGGCCGCCCUCCGGCGCAAGGCGGAGCUGGGGCGCUUCCUGAGACGUCAGUACAAUGCACAGCUGCACAGGCGGACCCAGCAGAUCCAGGAGGAGCUGGAGGCAGACGGGCGGAUCCUGCAGGCGCUCCUGGAGAAGGAAGAUGAGCUGCAGCGUGUCGAGCUGGCCAGGCGGGAGCAGGCCCUGGCCGAUGCAGCCUGGAUGAAGCAGGUCAUCGAGGAGCAGCUGCAGCUCGAGAAAGCUCGGGAGGCAGAGCUGCAGCUGCUGCUGAGGGAGGAGGCCAAGGAGAUGUGGGAAAGGAGAGAAGCAGAGUGGGCUCGAGAGCAAAGUGCGAGGGACAGACUGAUGAAUGAGGUUCUCACAGGGAGGCAGCAGCAGAUACAAGAAAAGAUCGAACAGAACCGGAGGGCACAAGAGGAAACCCUAAAACACAGGGAAAAACUCAUCCAGAGUCUGGAGGAGGCAAAGCAGUCAGCUCAGCGUGCAAAGGAGGAGAGAGAGGAGCUGAAGUCAGCCAGAAAGCAGGAGCUGGAAGCCCAGGUUGCGGAGCGCCAGCUCCAGGCGUGGGAAGCAGCCCAGCAGGCGGAGGCGGAAGAGGAGGAGGUCCAGCGGGCAGAAGAGUUCUCUGAUGCUCUGUUGCAGCAGGAGGCGAAGACCAUGGCUGAGGGAGGCUACCGGCCCAAGCCUUAUGGACACCCCAAAAUUGCCUGGGACUGACGUUGAGCACAGAGAAGCAUGCCGGACUUGAUAGACAGCUUCAGACAUCUGCACAGUGCUUGUUCUGGCCAGGGCUCAGGGUGCUGUUGGGUAGUUUGGCCAUGGCUGUUCAGGCACAUCGUGGUCUAGC